AUGAAGGCGUACUGGUACGACAACAAGUCGGGCGACCAGCGUGAGCCCCACGACUCUGGUCGCGCCGUGUCUGAGGAUGUCCUUGCCAAGCUUGGUGUCCUGUAUAAGCACUGCCCAACGAUCGAGGACGUUGACAGCAUUGCGUCUGAGCGUGGCUACAAGAACCGUGACCAAAUUUGCGUCUCGCCGCAGACAAUGGGUGAUGUGUACGAGGAGAAGGUGAAGACAUUCUUUGCGGAGCACCUGCAUGAGGAUGAGGAGAUUCGCUAUAUUCUUGACGGCGAGGGAUACUUUGAUGUCCGCGGUCAGGAAGAUGAGUGGAUUCGUAUCGACCUGGUCAAGGAUGAUAUGAUUAUCCUACCUGCUGGUAUCUACCAUCGUUUCACGACCGACGAGAAGAACUACGUCAAGGCUAUGCGUCUCUUCCAGGAGGAGCCUAAGUGGACGCCGCUUAACCGUGGUGCUGAGGUGGAUGUGAAUCCCUACCGCCAGCAAUACACAGGAACCUUCCUGCAGUCGGCUUCCGCAUGA
Molecule: messenger RNA, 531 nt
Organism: Penicillium pulvis
Lineage: Eukaryota; Fungi; Ascomycota; Eurotiomycetes; Eurotiales; Aspergillaceae
Product: acireductone dioxygenase (Ni2+-requiring)
Exons: 3
Coding region: 1-531 (176 amino acids)
Molecular function (GO): acireductone dioxygenase [iron(II)-requiring] activity
Source: RefSeq, a predicted model, not a curated record